Molecule: messenger RNA, 2186 nt
Organism: Prosopis cineraria
Lineage: Eukaryota; Viridiplantae; Streptophyta; Magnoliopsida; Fabales; Fabaceae
Product: O-fucosyltransferase 9
Exons: 10
Coding region: 198-1916 (572 amino acids)
Source: RefSeq, a predicted model, not a curated record
UAUGCUUCAUCAAUGUUUUAGUGAACGUAAAAAGCAGCUGACGAUAGAAAUUCCCGCAAAAUUCCUAUUGCUCAAUAAAGUACAUUUUGUAUUGUAAUUUACUUUUUCGAGCUCGGUAUCGAAUAUUAUUGUGAGAAUCAGGUGCUGGAUCGUAAGUUUAUUAUUGAGGUUUCAACAAUUUUGAAGUCUCUACCGCAAUGCAUGGGUAUAGUCGCUUAGGAGGAGCACGGUCCGGCAGCUCGCCGCCGUCAUCACCUCGAUUCCGUCAUGGCCGGAGCAAGAGCAAUGGCUGGGCGAAUGGGUUUGUCGGUGGUGGAAUCAGCGGUUCCAAGGAGCGUACACUGGAGAAGUUGCUCUUUGGACUUAUGUCGGCAGUUUUCAGAAGACGGGGCCUGCUUUUUUUUGCGCCCCUGUUGUAUAUUUCUGGGAUGUUGUUGUAUAUGGGUUCGUUGAAUUUUGAUGCUGUUAGUAUAAAAAAUGGGGUUGUUUUUGUACACAAUCGUGCUCCCCCAGGCUCAGUGUAUAGAAGUCCACAGGUGUUUGAGAAGCUCUGGCCUUUAAUGGAGUCCGAGAGCAAUAAUGGAAGUGUGAAUGCGCUGUUCAGAGCAUGGAAUAUGAGGGAAGGGUGGAAGCCUUGUGCUGAUAAAAGCGUCAUCAAAACAGAAUUGCCAGUGUCAAAUGGAUUUUUCAUAGUUGAAGCAAAUGGUGGUUUGAAUCAACAACGCCUGUCGAUAUCUGAUGCUGUUGCAGUAGCUGGACUACUAAAUGCAACUCUUCUUAUUCCAAUAUUUCACUUCAAUAGUGUUUGGCGAGACUCGAGCAAAUUUGGUGACAUAUUUGAUGAGGAUUUCUUCAUAAGUGCACUUCAAAAUCAUGUGCAUGUGGUGAGACAACUGCCAGAAGACAUACUUGGGCGCUUUGACAAUAACAUAAGUAACAUUGUCAAUCUUAGAGUUAAAGCUUGGACGAGUCCAGCUCACUAUAUUCAGAAGGUGCUUCCACAACUUCGAGGAAUGGGGGCUGUUCGCAUUGCACCUUUCUCCAACAGAUUAGCUCAGAAUGUGCCUUCGAAAAUCCAAGGACUCAGGUGCUUUGCCAAUUUUGAAGCUCUUAGAUUUUCAGAACCUAUAAGAACACUUGCAGAAAGCAUGGUAGAUCGGAUGGUCAAAUAUAGCUCCCAAAGUGAAGGGAAAUAUGUUUCUGUGCAUCUUCGAUUUGAAGAGGAUAUGGUUGCAUUUUCAUGUUGUGAGUAUGAUGGGGGGGAGGAAGAGAAGCGUGAAAUGGAUAUUGCUAGGGAAAGGAGUUGGCGGGGUAAAUUCAGGAGAAAGAAUAAAGUAAUCAAGCCUGGUGCAAACCGAAUAAAUGGAAAAUGCCCAAUGACUCCUUUGGAGGUUGGGAUGAUGCUCAGGGGCAUGGGUUUUGAUAAUACCACCACAGUAUAUGUUGCAGCAGGAAAGAUUUAUAAAGAACAAAAGUUUAUGGCGCCCCUUAAACAAAUGUUUCCACUAUUGCAAACCAAGGAUACACUAGCUACUCCAGAAGAGCUUGCUUCAUUCAUGGGCCACUCAUCUAGGUUGGCUGCACUUGAUUACACGGUUUGCCUUCAUAGUGAAGUCUUUGUUACAACUCAGGGUGGAAACUUUCCACACUUCUUGAUGGGUCACAGGCGAUAUCUGUUUGGAGGGCAUGCAAAAACAAUUAAACCGGAUAAGAGAAAAUUGGCUCUAUUAUUAGAUAAUUCCAACAUAAGUUGGAGGGUAUUUAAGCAGCAAAUGAAAGAUAUGCUUCGCCGUAGUGAUCAAAAGGGAAUUGAGUUGAAAAAGCCAGGUGGUUCACUCUACAAUUUUCCUAUGCCAGAUUGCAUGUGUAAACAGGCAGCAGAAGCGAGGAAUGAAAGUGUCAACGCACGGGCAUAGAAGAAACUGAGGAAAUAAGACAGUCGUCCUUAUGAAUACGAAUCUUUCAUUACCUGUAAGGCUGUAAUUUAUUUUAUAUAUUUAAGCAGUGAAAUUACGGAAACAUUCUUUAAGUUAGGCAAAGCUAAUAGGUUUUGAUUCCCUCUCUGUUAUUUAGCUUCUGAUUCAUUGGUGAAAAUUAACAGUUCAAAUCUCAUUUCAUUGUACAUUAUGAUAAUUGUAGAUGGACAGACUUUUACCCUGUUAUCACGAUUCAUUCUUUGGUGACGA